This is a messenger RNA of Dermatophagoides farinae (American house dust mite), 821 nucleotides long. RefSeq lists its product as uncharacterized. Lineage: Eukaryota; Metazoa; Arthropoda; Arachnida; Sarcoptiformes; Pyroglyphidae. The record is from RefSeq and is a predicted model, not a curated record.
UGAACAACAACGAAUCGAAUCGAUAAUGAAACGACGACGACGACAACAACGACCACCACCAAUUGAUACACAACCAAUAUAUAGAUUCAAUUGGACAGCAUUACAAUGGCAUUUUAUGCUUAGUUUUUCAUUGAUAUUCAUCACACCAUUGAUUGAUGUUAUUAUAUUUAUGCCCACCUAUAUGGACAUACCACGUAAAGAAUUUCAUUUUUCCAUUUGGACAGCAAUAAUUGUUGCAUUGUUGACCAUUUUAGCUAAUAAUGAUAUUCAUGAACAAAAAGAAUUAAUGGAAAUACGUAUAUUACCUAUUGGUUUGUUUGCACGUUUUUUAUUUGGAUUUUCUAUUGCUGAUUUAUCAUUAUUAUCAAUACAAUGGUUAUACAUUUAUUGUUCAUGGCCAUAUCUUUAUAAAAAUAUUCGUUUUAUUGGUUAUCGAUUAAUAUCGGGUACUGGUAUGUUUCGUAUAAUCGAUAUGUUAGAUGAACAAGCUGAACAAAAAUUUUAUGUUGAUAAAAUAAUCGAUUAUGAUGGUUGUGCAUUGUUUCUAAUGCAAACAAUACGUUUAACAAUUAUAACGGCAAAAGUAUUACUAGCACAUUCUAUAAGAUGGCAGAUUAGUCGACGUAAUAUUCAUAUAUAUCGUAUGAUGAUGAAAAAAUCAAAACAACAACGAGGACGACGACGACAACGACAACGAUAUGAAAGACGACGGCAACAGCAACAAAUAUGGAAAGAUAUGCAAAUUUCACUUUCAUUUGCAACAUUAAUCAUUCAUCAAGGCGAAUUUUUUAUCCGUCGAAUAUUUGGUUUGCUUUAAUUUU